Selaginella moellendorffii is the source of this 648-nucleotide messenger RNA. RefSeq names its product U1 small nuclear ribonucleoprotein 70 kDa. Gene Ontology annotation, cellular component: precatalytic spliceosome; U1 snRNP; U2-type prespliceosome. The record is from RefSeq and is a predicted model, not a curated record. Lineage: Eukaryota; Viridiplantae; Streptophyta; Lycopodiopsida; Selaginellales; Selaginellaceae. Gene Ontology annotation, molecular function: U1 snRNA binding; mRNA binding. The coding region runs from base 1 to 648 and encodes 215 amino acids. The transcript has 5 exons. Gene Ontology annotation, biological process: mRNA splicing, via spliceosome.
AUGGGCAAGCCCAGGCAGAGGAAAGAGGACUCGCCACAUGUGAAGCAUUUGAAGCAGCUGGCCAAGAGUCAUCCGACUGGAUUAACCCCAAAUUUGCUGCGGCUGUUCGAUCCUCCGCCCCCGGUGGAGUACAAGGAGCCGAUCGAGAAGAAAGAAUUGCCUCCCUACACUGGCAUCGCGCAAUUCGUCAGCUGUUUUGAGAACCUAUCGAUCGAUGAUCAGGAAUCCCAGGCGAAAGUGGAGACCACCGCCGAAAGAAGGGCGAGAGUGAAUGCCGCUCGCUUGGAGAAGGGAAAGGAGAAAUUGGCCGAAGAGAUUCCAAAGUCUUUCCAGAGCUACGACACAACCGAGCACCGGCUACAGCGUGAAUUCGAACGUGUCUCUAAGAUUCUUUCCUUAGAUGCUUACAAGCACGCUGAUGGAACCAAGAUUGACAACCGCCGAAUUCUCGUAGACGUUGAGAGAGGCAGGACGGUCAAGGACUGGCUUCCAAAGAGACUCGGUGGUGGACUGGGAAACGCUCGAAGCUCGCAGCCGGAGGCCACUCCACAGCGAGGACGAUAUCGAGGUGAUUAUAGACGGAGGGAGGAAGAGGCUGCUAGAGAAAAGAGAAGGGGCGAGAAAAGAGGUCGUGGUUCCGAUAGUUAA